This is a messenger RNA of Coniophora puteana RWD-64-598 SS2, 1393 nucleotides long. RefSeq names its product ATPase V0 complex subunit D. Lineage: Eukaryota; Fungi; Basidiomycota; Agaricomycetes; Boletales; Coniophoraceae. The transcript has 5 exons. Gene Ontology annotation, cellular component: proton-transporting V-type ATPase, V0 domain; fungal-type vacuole membrane; vacuolar proton-transporting V-type ATPase complex. The record is from RefSeq and is a predicted model, not a curated record. Gene Ontology annotation, biological process: proton transmembrane transport; vacuolar acidification; vacuolar transport. Bases 40 to 1128 code for a protein of 362 amino acids. Gene Ontology annotation, molecular function: proton-transporting ATPase activity, rotational mechanism.
GGUCUAUGAGUCCUUGCCGAACACCUCCACACCGCAAUCAUGGAGGGCCUUUUCUUCAAUGUUGAUAACGGAUUUCUGGAGGGCAUCGUCCGAGGGUACAAGGCUGGCAUCUUGACCCAGUCGCACUACAGCAGCCUGACACAAUGCGAGACGCUCGAAGACUUCAAGACCCAGCUGUCUGCAACUGACUAUGGUAACUUCCUCGCCAAUGAGCCAUCCCCCAUCUCCACAACCACCAUCGCCGACAAGGCUACCCAGAUCCUCGUCGACCAGUUCAACUUCAUCAGGAGCAACGCAGUUGAGCCCCUCAGCAAGUUCCUUGACUACAUCACCUAUGGCUACAUGAUCGACAAUAUCGUGCUCUUGAUUACCGGCACGCUUCAUGAACGAGACACUCACGAGCUUAUGGAGAGAUGUCAUCCGCUGGGUGUCUUUGAUACCAUGCCUGCGUUAUGUGUGGCCACGAAUGUAGAGGAACUAUACCACAGCGUGCUCGUUGAGACGCCUCUUGCCCCUUACUUCCGUGAUUGCCUUUCUGCCGCUGACCUUGAUGACCUGAACAUCGAGAUUGUUCGAAACACUGUCUAUAAGGCUUACCUGGAGGACUUCUACGACUACUGCGCCUCCCUCGGUGGCCCAACAGCGGACGUCAUGCAGAGUACGCUCGCUUUCGAGGCGGACCGCCGCACGAUCAACAUCACGAUCAACUCAUUCGACACCGACCUUUCGAAGGAGCAGCGCGCCAAGCUCUUCCCCGCCAUCGGCCGGCUGUUCCCCGACGGCAACAAUCAGCUCGCCAAAGCAGACGAGAUCGAGCAGGUGCGCGUUGCGUGCGAAAACGUGACCGAGUAUCGCGCCUUCUUCGACACAUCCAUCUCUGCCCAGGGCAAUGGCGGCGCCUCCAACGACUAUGGUGGCGAGUCGGGCGUGGCGGCAAUGCUCGAGGACCGGUUCUUCCGUCAGGAGGUGUACCUCAACAAAUUGGCGUUCCUCCAGCAGUUCCAGCAUGGCGUAUUCUACAGCUAUAUGAAGCUCAAGGAGCAGGAGAUCCGGAACCUGACGUGGAUAGCAGAGUGCAUUGCACAGGAUGCCAGGGAUAGGAUUCAAGACUUUAUUCCUAUCUUUUAGCUAAUUCGUACAGUUGUAGGCACGCUUUUUCACUAUUGACAUAUCAUGGAAACGAAAUCAUAGCAGAUUUGAGUUGACACCGUCGAGAUGCCCUCAUCAACCUAGGCAUAACCUGUCUUUCCUGGCACAAUGCCGAAAGCGCCUCCCCCCUUCCCAAACAUCUUGCGCAGAUCUCCAACCAACUCAGUAGGCUUCUCGAACGCGGCGAAAUGCCCUCCGCUUUCGUGCACGCCCUCGAAGACGACAUUGUUCUGGCGACGUACCC